AUGGAAUUACGAGCUAUAUCGGGUUGCCUUAUUAUUAUAGUUUUGUCCAUCGUGGCCGCUGAUAAAACGUGUCUGGUGGGAAAUUCUGAAUUGCAAAAACUUCAGGAAACCCUCCACAAUAUAGAUCAAACGAUUUACUCUCUCGUGGAUGAUAAAAAUGACGAUUCCGAGUGCCGCAAGACGUUGAAGCAAAUCAACAUACGGUUGAAACAGUUAUCGCAACGCUACAAGCUCAUGAACAAAGGAUAUGUGACCCAAAAGGAGCAGCAAGAAAUGAUGGAAGAUUAUAAAAAACAGGUUGCAGGGCUGGAAUCAGAAAUUGCUAAACUUAAAGAUCAACUCGAAGGCGAUAAACGUGGAAUCAUUGACAAUUUGAAGGCGGAAAUCGAAAAACUCACUAACGAAGCGAGUAUGCUGAGGUCACAGUUGUCUGCAAUCCAACAGAAAGUAGAUGAUGUCAAGAAACAACUGUGCAUCCGAUAUUUGGCUAGCAAAAAUUUGGAUAAAGCAAUACAUCACUUGAAGUCGAUGAGGUCUCACCAUCUGAUGGACAUGAUUCAACUGACGUACGACGAGCGAAAAAAAUCCAACUUCGCCACUCUCAUCCUGUUUAUCGAUGCAUACCCAGACCUGGAUGAUCGAGCUGAAGCAUUUUUAAGAUUGUUAAAUAGGACAAUGAUGAAUUUCGACACCGACUAUGCGGAUUUUGUCCUAAUGGAAACCAAAGUUCUUCGUCUGGUGGAUUCCAUCGAAAAAAAAAUUUCUAUAACCGAGGAAAAAGCUGAACAACUUAAAGGAAAAUUAUCUUGGUUCGCCUCAAUGUCGUAUAAUGCUUUCCAAGUGUGGGCCACCGGUCUAAGAAAUGGUAUUCCCCACGAAUUGAAGGUAAAUUUUGAAAUGCUUCAUCGGAAACAGGUAGAACACAUAGAAACUCUUCUUCACUACAAUUUUUUAAAAGAAAACGACAGCUUGGUGAAAUUUGAUAUGAUAAGAAACUUUGUUCGGCUGCUAGGAAUGACUCACGGCAUCAAUAAGUACAAGGGAUCCGAACUGUUGCUGAAGCGUAAUAUUUCUUACACUUUGAUGUCGAUUAUGUCGAUCGGAAUGGAUGACAUUUUUUCAACUUCGAUGGAUAUCAAAGACUCUAUGAAAUCAAUCAUGGGUCAAAUGCCCGAUAGUCUCAAAAACAUUGAACACUGUUUGAAUGCAGUGAAAGUUGUCCAGAAAAACAGAGAGAGAUGCAUUCAAUUAACCAAUUAUAAUACACAGCAAUUCAAAAAUAUAGGAAACGAAAACCUUAUUGGCCAUUUUAAUAGAACAGUCGUCACGUCUCAAAAGCAAGCAUGUACAGUAUUUCGAAUCAUUCCAACUCCAGAUAUGAUGUUUGUCGAGCUGAAAACUUCGGAAGGAGUCGCAUUUUCAGCAAUAGAUUCAUUCACACCGGGAAUUGUCUCGUACACAAGCUAUGUCGGAACUAAUCAGGUGCCGUUGCCGGGGUUCAAAUCACAAACCGAUUCCAGAUGGUUGAUUGAGCCAAACUACACCAAUGAAACGGUGAAAAUAACUUCCGAAUUCAAGGUGUACAUACAUUUAAGGACUAGGGACUACUUAAUAACGGAAAAUAUUAACAGCUCUCCGACGGUUGUACUGCAAAGAUACGGUUACCAUCAGGUUUAUUUUGGAGGCCGGGCAAAUCUGGCCGAUUGGAUUUUGAAGUGUUCUGAUGAAAAAGUGAAGUAA
Uranotaenia lowii is the source of this 1740-nucleotide messenger RNA. RefSeq lists its product as uncharacterized. The record is from RefSeq and is a predicted model, not a curated record. The coding region runs from base 1 to 1740 and encodes 579 amino acids. NCBI's taxonomy places the organism in Eukaryota, Metazoa, Arthropoda, Insecta, Diptera, Culicidae. The transcript has a single exon.